Messenger RNA from Cinara cedri, 4627 nucleotides. The record is from the annotation of a GenBank genome assembly. NCBI's taxonomy places the organism in Eukaryota, Metazoa, Arthropoda, Insecta, Hemiptera, Aphididae.
UUUAUUUACAUUUUUUCAUUUAUUGUUUGUUAUCGAUCGGAUAUCAUAAUUUUAUAAGAAUUAAAUUUUAUUAUAGGUACCUACCGAGUAUUAUGAAAAAGUUUUGUGUGUAUUUCUACACAAAGCUGCGUUAAAAUUUAUGUUUCGGUUAUAAUGCAUAGCCAGAACCAUUUUGAUUGCUACAAUUUUAUACCACAGCUGUUGUGUAAGUUUUAAUAAAAUAGGUCAACCUCGAUAUAUGCCACAUCAAACUUUCUACAAAAAAAUAACUACUAGAGUUAUUUAAGAUGAACGUUACCUCAGACUUUUUACCCGAAGUACGACCUGGUGUGUUCACCUAUGAAUCAUACACGAUAUUAAGUGAUUUUGAAUCUGGCAAUCUCGCUCGAGCGAAGUAUGUGCUCAAACAAACACCUGGCAUUGGUACGACGAUUAUAAAGUUGAAAUUUAUAUUGUGAGUAAGUUUGCUAAGAAUAUGUAUAAUAUAUUGUAGAUGAUGAUUUGGAAUUUCAUUUAUGGACCCGACCGGAUUGUAGUGGCACAGAAUUUGAAUGUAGUUCCAGGUCAUGGUUUUAUUUUGCCUUGCAAGGUACAAGCACAUUAAAAUUGAAUUAUAUUCAAGUUCGUAUUAUUUAAUUGAACCACUGUGUUAAAGGUGGUGUUCCUGGUAAUGCUGUAAGGUUAAAUUUAGUGUGUCUAAAUAAACAAAGUAAAAUGUAUAGUCAGGGCAUGGCACCCGUUUUUAAAAUAGAUUCAGGAACAUCUGAAAAAUCAAAUACAACCUUUUGUAAGGCAGCCUGGUCAAGAAUAAAAGAAAUACCAACUUAUCAGGUAUUAUUAAUGAAAUAAAUAUUUAUUCAUGCAUAUAGAUACCUAAUAGCUAUAUUCAUUAUUACAUUUGUAACUAAACUUUCAAGACUGAGAAUCAAACUAAUAAGUUUUUAUUUUCAAGCUAAACGAGACCCAUGAAUUUGUAUUGAGUUUUAGUCACCGUUCUUUGAAAAACAAGGAAGCUAUAACAUAUUAUGCUUUUACUUACCCUUACACGUACACUGAUUUGUGUAACAGUUUAAGUUUCUAUGAAAAACAAUUUCCAUUGCCAUCAGAUAUAAAAGGUACAUAAUUCCUUUUAACAAUUUUUACAAUUAUUAUGUAUUUUAACCAUAAUAAUAUUUUGUUAAAUAUACAAUUUAGAAAAAAAUGAAACCGAUAUAUAUUUUUAUCGAGAAACUAUUGUAAAAUCCUUAGAAAAUCGUGCUGUCGAUUUAUUAACUAUUAGUUCCUUUAAAGGCAUUUCAGAAGAAAGAGAAUGUCGUUUAUUUGGAUUGUUUCCAGAUGAAAAUAAACCCAGGUCGCAUAUUUUCAGAAAUAAAAAGGUAUACAAGUGAUUUUGAAAUAACUGAUAACUGUUUAUUAGUUAAUUGAUCAUAAAUAUAGGUAACGAGUUUAAUCAUUUGUAUAAUAUUUAUUUUAAAAAUCCAAACAAAUAGGUCAUAAUAAUGAGUGCUAGAGUACAUCCAGGUGAAACACCUUCUAGUUUUGUUAUGAAUGGUUUAAUAAAAUACUUACUUAGUAAAGAUGAACAUGCUAAUAUUCUCCGUCAAAAUUUUAUUUUUAAAUUAAUUCCAAUGCUAAAUCCAGAUGGAGUAGCUAAAGGAUUUUAUCGUACAGACACUAGAGGUUGUAAUCUCAACAGAUAUUAUCUUAAGCCAUCAUUAAAAUUGCAUCCAUCCAUUUAUGCUUCCAGGUUCUCUGUCGACUUAUCUACUUUUUACAUUAAAAAUUGAAUUUGAUAAAUUAAAAAUGUUAAUUGUUUUAUAGAUCAAUAAUCUUGUAUCAUCACUUUGGAUAUGAAUUACGAGAAGAUUUGAUUGAGGAAAAUUCAAAUAUAUUGGAUGCUUCUAUUUCUACAUCAACUUUAUGUAAUCCAUCUGAUAAUGAUGAUGAAUUAAAUUCUAGACUAAGAGAAAUGCUUGCUACAAAUAGCAUUGUAUAUGAUAAGAAAACCAAAAAAAAAACAAAACGUAUUGAUAAUCCAGUUCCACUGAAUAACUUACUAAAGAAAAGUCAAUCAUGUACAGCAGAUUUUUUUGCCAAAAAAGACAUUGAUUCAGGAUUAUAUUUGUAUGUUGAUUUUCAUGGUCACGCAUCAAAAAAAGGUUACCGACUUUCAAAGUUGCUUAACAUUUUUUUUUUUUAAGUACCAUCUUGUAUCUUGUACAUUAAAUAUCAAUUUUUUGUAAUAGGGAUAUUUAUGUAUGGAAAUCAUUUUGAGAACAUAACUGAUAAUAUUGAGUGUAUGAUUUAUCCCAAAUUAAUGUCCAUAAAUAAUCAACAUUUUCAUUUUACUUCAUGUAAUUUCAGCGAACGUAAUAUGUAUACUAAGUAAGAAAUUGAGUUAUACUUCAGUUAUUAUCAUUAAGGAAUUAUUAUGAUUAUCGUGUAUAAUAAUAUGUAAUCUACAUUUGAAAAAUUAAUUUAAAUUAAGAUUAAAACUAAAAUUAAACAUCAUUACAAACUAAAAAUUAUUCUGAGGAGAGAAUCAUUCAAUACAGUUCAAUAUAUUUGAAUCAAUUUCAAUUGAACAUUGUUAAUUUGAAAAUAAAUUACAAUUUCUUGUUUUUAACACAUUUUAUCAUAAGUAUCAACUUAAAACAUUUAUACAAAAUAAAACAACAUUAUAUUAUAGUACACCUCAUGAUAAACCCAUCUAAUUUUUAAACAUUUAUAUGAACCCAAAAAAAUGUUAUUCAUAAAAAACUUAUCUUUAAAAUGUUUUACUUAUGUUUGAAUAUUAUAAUUACUACCUAAUUUAAACUCUUAAUGAAAUUUUGCUAUAUUACACAUUAGUUACUAUGACAGUAAAUGCAAGUGUGGUGUUCUUUUAUACUUGUAUAUUGUUAUUUUGUAAAAAUUCAAUAAAAUGUAUAGUGAUUAUAUUUUACAUUCUAAUGAAAGAACAAACCAAUGGUAAUAAGUAUUUAUAACUUGGAUUUACAUUUUCAGAGAUAAAAAAUUUGGUCUUAGCAAAGAAGGAAGUGGGCGUGUAGCUGUUCUUAAAUAUACGGGUAUAAGACGUAGUUAUACAUUAGAAUGUAACUACAAUACUGGCAGAUUUGUUAAUUUUGUUCCACCUACAGUUCACUUUGUAUCUGAAAGACGGCCCAUUCAAAAUCCUGUUCCUCCAAAAUUUACACCGACUAUUUUUGAGCAGGUUGGCAUUUUUAAUAUGCCUAUAAUCUAUAUUUUAUAUUAUGGGUUUUUACUUUUGUGAAGGUUGGAAAAUCAUUGGCGAUUUCUGUUUUGGAUUUAUCAAAUUUAAAUCCAAACAGUCGGUUAGAAAACAGUGAAUUUAAAUCAUUAACAGGAUUAAAAGAACUGUUACGUGCAAAUAUUAUAAGUGAAUCUAACCGUAGCCAUUUAGGAUCAAAAUCAACGAAUAACAUUAAUGUUGAUACUCCAAUGACAUCAAAACAAGUACAUUUUUUACUAUACUUGUAAAAUAAUAUUCUUUAUUAUAAUAUGCUCUUAGAAAAGCAUCCAUUCCAAGCUUUUUUUUUUAGUUUUUAAACUUGAAAAAGAGAACUUAAUGACUCAUUUAGGUUGAAAAGAAGUUUUCAACUAUUUCCAACAUUUGUGUAUAAAUAAUUCAAAAUAUUCUAUAAGUAAGAAUAACAAAGUCUAUAAAAUGUUUUCAUUGUGGCUCUGUUAGUGAUUUAUUUAAGAGUUAAUUUAGUUUAAAAAUAUGUUGCUUAGCAUUGUAGUAGCAUUGUGUCUUAUUCAAAGAUCAAUAAAAAUUGCCAUUCUAUCAUUUGAAACCAUUGUAUAUUAAUUAUUAUUAUAAUUUUUAAUGCUAAUCAAAUGUUUGUUGUGUAAAUUAUAAAUUAUUUAAUCUGCCGUUUAAUACGAGAUUGAAUUUUGCCUGAUAAUUUAAACUAUACAAUUUUUUUAGAUAAAAAAAUCUUCAAUAGCAUAUGAUCUGAUGAAGCCAUCCACAUCAAAAUUAUUGCAACCAAUUAUGACUAUUGCGGUUGCACCAAAAAGCAAAUCAGCUCCUCUUCGUAAAACUAUUAAAAAACCAUCAAGUGGAGGAAUAUUGAAAAAAAUUCCCAAAAAACGCAAAAUGACUACUAGCAAACAAAAAGCAGUUACAAGUUCUGCCGAUAGUGCAUUGAAACUAUGGCAUUUAGAAAAAAAACUUGAUAUGACUCCUUUGCGUAAAUUAGGAACUGAACAGUGGCAAAAGAAAAAAUAAUUUCUUGUUUCUAUUUAAAAAUGUGUUAAACAUUUUGUAUAACUAUUAACUAAAUAAUUUUAAUAAAUAACUACAUUUUAGUUUAUAGGUCUUUAUAUUCAAUAUUUUAUAUUAAUUUUAAGUUCAUAUACCUACAUCGUACAUUUAUCAAGGUUUGUAUUUUAUAAGGUGCUAUAAUGAUCAAUUAAUACUAUAAUUUUUCCAAUACUUCCUUAAUUAAACCCAUUUAUGUUUAAACAUUUCUAAAAGACUGUUUGUUUGUUUAUAUAUUUAUUUGUUUUUUUAUUUAUUUAUUUGUUUAUUUAACCUCGUUAAUUCAUUUAUAGUUUUAUAUAUCUAUUGAAAUAAAAUAAAUAUUAGUCAGUUUACCUA